ACAAUAGCUUAAAGUAGCCCCCGGAAGACUGGACAGCCUCGUAUACAGAGCGAGACUUCUCGUGUGCACUGUCAGGAGAAAAUUCGAGAGAAAACCAUUGAUGAAGAACCUUGCAUAACCUCAUCAGGGGAGGAGUUCGUUAAAAUGUCGUUUCUAAGUAAAAGAUUGGUGAUUGGUGCGAGAAAGUCACUUCAUAAAUUCCCACAUAGCCAAUUUCAUGGAGCACAGAAGCUUUGCACAGCCCCUGCAGUCCCCAAAACCAUUGCUGACAUUGGCUUGAUUCAAAAGAGGAUGAUGCAACAUCGAUACAAUCAGCUUACAACUGCAGUAAUCAGAUCGUGUUCAACCCAAUUUGGAAUUAGUGGAAGACCUGUCCCAACUGAAUGUUAUCCAAGACAAGGCAGGGAUGGCAAACAAGGAAGUAGCAAAAGUGGACCAAAUGAGAAUAAUCAAAGCAGUAAUGGAGACAGAGGCGACAAUGGAGGCAAGAAGGAUCCGGAGGUUAUAAUUGAUGGAUCUUCAAAUGACAAUCCAAAUAUCAGCAAUACAGCACUAGCCCAAAUAGGAGUUCCGGAUAACUUUCCUGAGGUUCCAAUCCUACCAGUGCUGCGGAAUCCAAUCUUCCCCAAAUUUGUGAAACUAAUCGAGGUUUCAGACAAGUCACUUAUAGAUCUAAUAAGAAGAAAAUGUAAGCUAAUGCAGCCCUAUGCUGGUGCUUUCCUCAGAAAAGAUGACAAGGAAACUGAAACAAUUGAAAGUCUUGAUGAGAUAUACAAUACUGGGACUUUUGUGCAAGUUCAAGAGCUGCAUGACACAGGGGAUAAGUUGAGAAUGAUUAUUGCAGGCCACAGAAGAAUAAAGAUAACAGAGGCGAUCGAAGAGGGCGGAAUCUCUGCCCUUGUAACUGAUGAGACAGAUGAUGGCCAAAAGUCAGCAACGCUUGGAGAAGACGCGAAUAAAGAGGAAUUUCUAGAAGAAAAGGAAGAGCAUCUGAGUACUGCUGAAGUCAUUCAGGAGGACGUUGAUGAAAUUGUCAAUGAAGGAGGGAAGAAGCCUAUCUUAAUGGCUAAAAUUGAAAAUGUUUAUCAUGAACCGUUUCAGAUGACCCAGGAAGUGAAGGCUACUGCUGCUGAAGUCAUCAAGACAAUAAGAGAUAUCAUUGCCCUAAAUCCGUUGUAUAAAGAGUCGCUGGCUCAACUAAUUGAGGCAGGAAAAAGGGUUGUUGACAACCCAACGCAUUUAGCAGAUUUUGGUGCCGCCCUUACCAGUGCUGACCCUGCGCAGCUACAGGCCGUCCUGGAGGAGACUAAUAUACCAAACAGACUGAUGCUUACUUUAGAGCUACUGAAGAAGGAACUUGCAAUAUGCAUGCUUCAACAAAAACUUGGCAAAGAGGUUGAAGAAAAGGUUAACAAAAUGCAAAGAAAGUAUCUUCUACAAGAACAAUUGAAAAUAAUUAAGAAGGAAUUGGGUUUAGAAAAGGACGACAAGGACACUGUUAUUGAAAAGUUCAAAGAAAGGCUGAAGGAGAAAGAUGUUCCAAAGUCUGUGCAAGAUGUCAUUGACGAAGAAAUGAACAAAAUCCAGUUUCUUGACAAUCAUUCAUCAGAAUUCAGUGUUAGCCGAAACUAUUUGGAUUGGCUGACGUGCAUUCCGUGGGGGACUCACAGUGAAGAGAAUUUUGAUAUAAAAAAAGCAAAGGAAAUUCUUGACGAGGAUCAUUAUGGCCUUGAAGACAUUAAAGAUCGAAUCCUUGAAUUCAUUGCUGUUGGCCAGCUUAGUGGAUCCGUCCAAGGAAAGAUAUUGUGCUUUACUGGCCCACCAGGUGUUGGUAAAACAAGCAUUGCGCGGUCCAUUGCAAGAGCUCUAAACAGAGAGUAUUUUAGAUUCAGUGUUGGUGGCAUGACGGAUGUUGCAGAGAUCAAGGGCCAUCGACGAACGUACGUUGGUGCAAUGCCAGGAAAGAUUAUCCAGUGCUUGAAGAAAACCAAAACACAAAACCCCUUGAUUCUUAUCGAUGAGGUGGAUAAAAUCGGCCGUGGGAUUCAGGGCGACCCGGCUUCUGCAUUACUCGAAUUGCUGGACCCAGAACAAAAUGUCAACUUUUUGGAUCACUACUUAGAUGUUCCUAUUGAUCUAUCAAAGGUGUUGUUCAUUUGCACAGCAAAUGUCAUUGAUACGAUUCCAGGGCCGUUAAAGGAUCGAAUGGAAAUGAUCCAUGUUUCUGGCUACGUAGAAGACGAAAAAUUCAACAUUGCGCAGAAAUACUUGAUUCCCGUGGCGCAAGAGCGAGCAGGCUUAAAAGAUUCUGAUGUCAAUAUAACUGAUGAGGCAUUGAAGACGUUGAUAAGAUCAUACUGCAGAGAGAACGGAGUGAGGAACCUGCAAAAGCAUAUCGAAAAGGUUUUCAGGAAGACAGCCCUGAUGCUCGUUGAACAAGGAGGUGGCGAGAUCAAAAUUCUCGAUAACAAUUUAAAGAAAUUUGUUGGCAAUCCAGUGUUUAAUACUGAGAGAAUUUAUGAAGAAACACCCCCAGGAGUGUCAACUGGUCUUGCCUGGACAUCAAUGGGUGGAUCGACUUUGUUUAUAGAAACUGCUGUUAAAAAAGUUUCUAAAAAAGGUGUCGAUAAAGGAAAAGGUUCCUUGGAGGUUACUGGUCAACUGGGGGAUGUUAUGAAAGAAAGUUCCCAUAUAGCUUACACAUUCGCAAAAGGCUUCCUUUCUCGAACGGAUGCCGAAAAUGACUUCUUUGACAAUGCUUCAAUACACUUACAUGUUCCAGAGGGAGCCACUCCGAAAGACGGUCCAUCAGCCGGUUGUACAAUCAUAACAGCCUUGCUUUCUCUGGCUUUUGAUAGACCGAUAAAACAAAACCUUGCUAUGACUGGUGAAGUUUCACUCACAGGAAAGGUUUUACCUGUUGGCGGGAUCAAAGAGAAGUUAAUAGCUGCAAAACGUGCAAAUAUAUCAACAGUCAUUUUACCAGAAGGCAACAGAAAAGAUUAUGAAGACUUGCAAAGUUUCAUAAAACAAAACUUAGAAGUGCAUUUUGUUAGUAACUACUAUACGAAAUAGCACUGAAUUAUUCGGAAAACAAUGCAGAGCAAGACAACAGCUCGUAGAAUUAUAUAUAUUAUUAUUAGCUAUUUACUUCCCAUUUAAUUCUAUAAAACAUUAAAGUUGGGUAUUUUACAAUCUUUAAUCUAAAUCUCAAAACCUGCCUAUAACCUUCACCGAGUAUACUUAGUAUCAGCUUUAGAUAAUACCCGUGGAGAAGUAUGUAAUUAAUCAAGAAAAUAAGAUUUGUAGGCAAAAUAAACGGAAAAGAAGCCCAGUGUUUCUAAUUUAUCGAUAAGCCGAACAUUAUAUUUUCCAAAUUUUUUUUAGAUCCGCGAAACCAGUUUUAUUUUCAAGGAAGUGAAAGAAAUUUGUUUGAUUCUUAGUUAUUUUUCUUUCCUUUUUCCAAUGCCAAAAAUCCCAAUUUUCGAAGUAAAUUCUCCAAAUAACAAGAUGAAUGCCCCUUCCAAUACCCCGCGAUAACGUUUCCAUCGUUCAAUGGGCUAUUCUUCCCUUUAUUCUUUCACUAGAUCAUUUUGCUUAAAGGGAAACAGUGGAUUGGGCUGGGGGUGCUACAUAAAAAAACAAACUACAAUGAUUAGACAAGUGUGGCUUAUACACAGGUUUUCGUUGUUUUGGUAGUGUUUUACAAGAAUCACAUCUGCCAAUUAGCUGUUUGAAAACUGAGUAAAUAGCUGAUUUAUAUUGGUAUAAAUGAAGAUAUUCUCGAGAGUUUAUUACUGGUUGUUGCUCCUCAGUCAAAACAACGUCCAAGGAAAUUUGUAUCGUUAAUUACUCUGUGUUUCAGUUAAUUCUAUUUGUCCACUCCAAUACUUCAGUCAAGUCCUUUGAUUGUCCAAAUAAUACCGAACUAUUGUUUUUGUUGUCUUUUGGCUUGAGGAGGGUCGUAUUAUCAACUUGGGAUGAAAUACAGAGUUGACAACUGCUUCAAUUCUUUCUCAAACCAAUAGGCCGAUUUUUUGCAACCUUUCUACAAAAGUAAAAGAAAGGGCCUUGUAUGGAAGUAGUUAGCAUAAUAACUUUGCUAUAAAUGAUGUCCCGCAGGUAGACUUGUUAUCCAUUAAGUAGAUGGUAUACAGUUAAUCCGUGCUUUAUAAAUGCAUAAAUUUCAUCUGUAUUGGCGAAUGCAUAAAGAAAGAAAAGA
Molecule: messenger RNA, 4222 nt
Organism: Rhopilema esculentum
Lineage: Eukaryota; Metazoa; Cnidaria; Scyphozoa; Rhizostomeae; Rhizostomatidae
Source: RefSeq, a predicted model, not a curated record